GAAUUAAUUUUAUAUUUAAUUACAUUUUAAUAAUAAUCAGAAUUUAAACGAAUUAAUUACAAAAAUAAAUUGCAAAUAGUGUUUUUAAAUAUUUUGUUUGAAUUUUAUAAGGAAAGUUGCUUAUUUGUAUUUCAAAUAAAAGAUUAAGAUAUUAAUGAUAUUGUAAUUAAAUUAUGUGUAAUUUAAUAAAUUUUCUAAGACAUGGUCCAAAUAAAAGAUCACACAUAAAAAAGUCAUAAGAAUUUAAUUUAAUAAAUUAGAUAUUGCAAAAGCUUUUAUUUUAAAUAUAAUAUAAUAUAUACUGAAUUUUUUAACGUUUUUAAUUUUGCAUUCACACUUGUUUUUAGUUUCAUUAUAAUUACAUUUUAAAUUAGAAAUAAUUUUAUAAGUUUAAUGAAAGGUUAUAUAAAUAUUACAUAUGAAAGUUAAAAUAGUUAACCCACCAUUUUAACAUCUUUCGCAUUAUUUCUAAUUUUAACCCUUUUUUUAACACAUCAUAUUGAUAAUUCCUAAAAUAUAGGUAAAUGGGCACGAUUUUUUUAUAUUUUAAAGUGCUAAUACAUUUAAUAUAUAACAUAUUAAUAAUUAAAAAAAUAUUCUGUCUGAUUUUCUGUUUAAAUGUUGUAUAUUAAAUGAUUAAUAUAAAAUAUAACAUAAAACAUGUUAAACAAAUGGUCUUACAAUGACUUUUAAACAGUAGAUAAAAAAUAGGACCCUAAAUUAAUAGAUUAGAUGUUACUACAAGAAAACACAAAUUUAGCGAGGAAACUUAACAAGGAAAACUAACCCUUGUAAAUUUACGUCGACUUUACGAAGAACUUACGAGGAAAUAUAAAAUCAGCGUUAUUUCCUCGUAAAAUAACGACGAAAUCAUUUCCUCGUAAAGUCAAAAUAAUGUCACAUGGCUUUUACGAGGAAAUACGCUUUCCUCGUAAACUCUUCGUAAAUAUAGCGUGUACUUUACGAGGAAAUAUUUUAACUCUACUUAGCGAUGAAAUUUUGAAUCCACCAACUUUGUAGUUGUAACACGUUUUUUCGGCCACCUAACUAAAUUUCGUCGUAAAUUCCUAGAAAAAUCACAACUACCAAAUUCGAAAAUUUCCUAUAAAUAUGGACGUGUGAACAUCAUUUUAAACACACCAACAAUAAAAAAAACGUGAAAGAAAAAAAAUGUCGGGCUUCGGGAAUAUUUUUGAGUUGCGGAGGUGGAUAUAUAUGCAUAGAGAUGCUAACAGGAGAGUGACGAAAGAAUACCUUGCGGGGCUGGAGACAUUUAUGCAUCGAGCAGAUUCCACACCGCUCGCCCAAGAAAGUGGUAAGAUGUUAUGUCUUUGUCGAGAAUGCAAUAAUUCGAAAUUAGCAAAUCGUGAAAAUGUUUUGAAGCAUUUAAUAUAUAGAGGUUUCACGCCAAAUUACUAUAUCUGGUUUCAACAUGGAGAAUAUUAUAAUUAUGAUCAGAAUGAAGCUAGUAGUAGUAAUAACAAUUUUCAGGAAGAACCGGUUGAUCAUCAUUUGCAUAAUGAACUUAGUUACCAUCAGGAGGAGCAGAUGGUAGAUUAUGAUAGGGUUCAUGAUAUGGUAGCUGAUGCAUUCGUAACUCAUGAUGAAGAUGAAGAACCUAAUAUAGAUGCAAAAAAGUUUUAUGAAAUGUUAAAUGCGGCGAAUCAACCAUUUUACAGUGGUUGUAGAGAAGGUCUCUCUAAAUUGUCGUUGGCUGCUAGAAUAAUGAAUAUUAAAACUGAUCAUAAUCUGCCUGAAAAUUGCAUGAAUGAAUGGGCAGACUUGUUUAAAGAGUAUUUACCGGAAGACAAUAUGUCUGCUGAUUCUUAUUAUGAGACUCAGAAACUCGUUUAUAGUCUUGGGUUGCCUUCGAAAAUGAUAGAUGUUUGCAUCUACAACUGCAUGAUCAACUGGGGAGAUGAUAAAAAGUUAGAAGAAUGUCGAUUCUGCAAGAAGCCACGAUUCAAGCCGCAAGGACGGGAACAUAAUAGGGUACCGUACCAAAGGAUGUGGUACCUACCAAUUACAGACAGAUUGAAAAGAUUGUACCAAUCAGAGCAGACUGCUGGAAAGAUGAGAUGGCAUGCCGAGUAUACUCAGACGGAUGGUGAGAUAACUCAUCCAUCAGAUGCAAGAGCCUGGAAACAUUUUAACAAAGUACAUCUAGAUAUCACUAGCAAUACCCGAAAUGUGUAUCUCAGAUUAUGCACAUAUGGAUUUAGUCCAUUCAGAAUGUCAGGGAGACAAUAUUUAUUGUGGCCAGUCUUUCUUAUGCCAUAUAACCUUCCACCGGAGAUGUGCAUGCAACGGGAGUUGCUAUUCUUGACCAUAUUAAUACCUGGUCUGAACCAUCCAAAAAGGUCUCUGGAUGUUUUCCUACAACCACUGAUAAAAGAGUUGACGGAUUUGUGGUCAACAGGGGUGAUGACGUAUGACUGCUCAACGAAGACGAAUUUUACGAUGCUACUUUUGUGGACCACAAGUGACUUUCCUGCCUAUGGGAUGUUGUCUGGAUGGACUACACAUUGGAGAUUAGCUUGUCCAUAUUGUAAUGGAACGACAUAUGCGUUUCAACUGAAGAAUGGUAGGAAGACAAGUUGGUUCGAUUGUCACCGUCGAUUUCUUCCCAUUGGCCAUCCGUACCGAAGAAACAAGAAAUUGUUUAGGCACAAAAGGGUUGUGAGAGACACUCCUCCUCCAUAUCUAACUGGAGAACAAAUUGAAGCGAAAAUCGACUACUACGGAGCUAACGAAACAGUUUGUUGUGGUGGUUGCAUGUUCCUCGUAAUAUGCAUGAUUCUUACGGUGUUCAUCACAACUGGCAUGAAAAGAGUAUAUUUUGGGAGUUGUCAUAUUGAAAGGAUCUUCUUCUGCGCCACAACCUCAAUGUGAUGCAUAUAGAGAAGAAUUUCUUUGAGAACAUCAUGAAUACAAUAUUGGAUGUCCCAAGGAAGACAAAAGACAACAUAAAAUCGAGGUUGGACUUGCCGGAUAUUUGCUCAAGAAGUGAGUUACAUAUAAAAAGCAAUGGACAAGUUCCCGUUUCGAUAUUCAGAUUGUCUUUAGAAAAAAAGUCGGUGUUGUUCAACUGGGUGGCAUCAGAAGUGAAAUUCUCCGAUGGGUAUGUUUCGAAUCUCUCUAGAUGUGUUGAAAAGGCUCAAAAUUUCUCCGGGAUGAAGAGUCAUGAUUGUCAUGUCUUUAUACAACAACUACUUCCCUUUGCAUUUGCGGAGCUACUUCCAACAAUUGUACAUGAAGCACUUGCAGGUAGAAUAUUAUAACGCAGUAAUUUUAUAAUGGUUUAGUUUGCAAUAAUAUAUGAUUAAUAAUGUGUGUAAUUGUUUUUGGAAUAUACAAGGCAUUGGAGCAUUUUUCAGAGAUCUGAGCACACACACUCUUAAAGAAGAAGUAGUGGAACAGCUUCAGGAGAACAUUCCCAUCUUAUUGUGCAACUUGGAGAAGAUAUUUCCUCUGGGAUUUUUUGACCUCAUGGAGCAUCUAGCUGUCCACCUCCCAAAUGAGGCAUUGCUUUGUGGACCUGUACAUUAUGGAUAUAUGUAUCAGUAUGAGCGAGCCAUGAAAUAUUUGAAGUGAAAAGCAAAGAACCUCGCAAAAAUUAAAGAUUCUAUAAUUGCUGGAAGUUUGAUAGAAGAAACUUCUAACUUCACAUCGUACUACUUUGCGUCAAAAGUACGUACCCGGAAAAGAGCUCCAAGAAGAUAUGAUGAUGGUGGUGCCGCGCCAACAUAUGCAGUUGCUGGUGUUCCAGACAUCUUUAGCCAGAUUGGACGACUCGGUAGGAAAUCAAAAAAGGUUUGGUGAUCGAGUGAAGAAGACGCUCAUAGUGCACACACCUAUAUUCUACUCAAUUGCGAAGAUCCAUUGAUGCGUUAUUUUGAAAGGUAACAUAUAUGGACACUUCUAAACACAUAUAAGUAUAAAUUAUAUAAUUACCAAAGAUUAAUUAAUAUAAAAUGUGAUUUUACAGCCUAUUUGUUUCUCAAGUCGAAGAAACAUUCCUAGGUAUAUCCACAAGUGACAUAGACAAAAGGAAAGAUCAACACUUGCAAAAUGAAUUAAUUUCUAUGUUUUCUUUAUUUUUGCAGGUACAACAAAUUCGAGCCUUUCAUCUUAGAUUCACAAGCAGACCAAGUUAGCUUCCUUCCAUACCCCUGGAUGAGAGAAUCAUGAAUAAAUUGGUCAGCCGUGAUCAAAGUUACACCUCGAGGACGAAUCAUCAAUGGAGAAGAACCACCAUUGCAAGAAGAACAUAUAAAUGAAGUCGAAGAACCUGAACAAGAAAUUGAUAACAUCCUUCUCAUUGAUCCGCAUAAUCAUGAGUGAUCUUACCGACGAUGCCACAGACGAAGCUGUUGAAGACGAGUUUAAUGAAAAUGAUGAUGUUUCUAGUGAUGACGAGAAUGUCGAUGUAUCCGAUUGAUGUAUUUGUUUUUAAUAAGAUAGAUUUUCAGACUUAAUGCAUGUGAUUUGAUAGAUUUAAUCAUGAAAAACUAUUUAUAUAAUUUGAUUUUGUGUAAGGUAAUGGGAGUUUGUAUUAGAAAUAAGAGAUUAAUUGAGAUUAUAAGUUAAGGAAUUGUGGUUUUAAAAUUUGGGGUUUGGAAUGGAAAGAAUAGAUUGAGGUUAAAGGGAAGAUGGGUUUGGAGUUUGGAAUAUAUGAAGUAGAAGAUAAGGAAGAUGGGGUUAGGGGUUUUGGAUUUUAGAGAUUUAAACAUAAUCCUCGUAAUUUCCUCGUAAAAUAACGAGGAAAUAACGACGAAAUUAAAAAAUAAAGAACGCGGGACUCGUUAAUUCCACGUAAGCAGAAAUCAUCGUAAACACCUCGUAACCGGAAAACGCAGGCCUUGCUAUUUCCUCGUAGAAUAAAAACAAGCGGCCUCGCUAAUUCCUCGUAAAUUAACGACCAAUUAGGGACUGCCGUUGUAAUAUUUGAAAAAAGAAGAGAAGAAAGAUACUGGAAACACAGGUGGAAAGAAACAAAGCGAGACCUACGUAAGUCUAGCGAGACCUACGUAAGUCUAUAGCGAAACCUACGUAAGUCUACCCUUGUCUACGCCCACAUGUGUUCCAGUAUUUUCUUCUCCUUCUUUUUUUUCAAAUCUUUCUAAUUUGAGAAGCAAACUGGUGAGUAAUUAUCUCCGAUUUGAGAAGCAAAUUAGUGAGUUUAUCUUUGAUUUGAGAAGCAAACUGGUGAGUAUUUAUAGGAAAUUUAGAAAGGUUUUACGACCAAUUAGCUUCGUCUCAUUCCUUGUAAACAAAAAAGCGGGCCUCGCUAAUUUCUCGUAAAUGAACGAGGACGUUACGAGGAAACCAAACACGGGCCUCGCAAGUUCCUCGUUAAAGGGAAGAUGGGCUUGGGGUUUGGAAUAUAUGAAGUAGAAGAUAAGGAAGAUGGGGUUUAGGGUUUGGAAUAUGUGAAGUAGAAGUUACAGAAGAUGGGAUUUGGGGUUUCGGAUUUUAGGAAUUUAAACAUAAUCCUUGCUAUUUCCUCGUAAAAUAAUGAGAAAUUAACGACGAAAUUAAAAAAUAAAGAACGCGGGCCUCGUUAAUUUCUUUUUUUUUGGCCUCGUUAAUUUCACGUAAGCAGAAAUCGUCGUAAAGACCUCGUAAUAGGAAAACGCGGGCCUCGCUAAUUCCUCUUAGAAUAAAAACACGGGCCUCUGUAAUUCCUCGUUAAUCAACAAGGACAUUACGUGGAAACAAAACGCGGGCCUCGCUAAUUCCUCGUAAAGAAAAACACGGGCCUCGCUAGUUCCUCCUAACUUUACGAGGAAAUUACGACGAUUACUAAUUUCUUAUAUAUACACGCGAGCUUCUCACUUCCAUUUCGUCUCCACUUCCUCUCUUUUUCGUAACAAUGGUACGUACUCUCUCUAUUUCCUCUCUAGUUUGAUUAGUUUAGGAUAGAUUAGGUGGUUAGUGUAGGGAAUUUAGAUAGGUUUACUGAUUUUAUGUUAAUUAGUGUUGAUUAGGUGGUUAAUGUAGGGAAUUUAGCUAGAUUUAUAGAAUUUGUUAUUUAUAGAAUUUGUUAAUUACUGUUGAUGUUAAUUUUAAAAAUAAAAUUUUUUUUGUCCAGACGGUUCAAAAGAACAGACUUACUCCCCAUUACAGAGAGAUGUUCGGUGAGCCUGGUAGUCGUUUAGACCCGUCUUCUUCAGCUCCCGGUUCUUCUUCAGCUCCCGGUUCUUCGGGUCCGGCGACUGUCCCCGAAACUCAGUCUUCUCAGAGUCUCUCGGUCGCCUUCUUCUAGUGCACCAUCGAUUCCUCAUGUGCCUCCUCCGAUGGUUCCUCCAAUGAUGCCUCCUCCGAUGGCUCCUCCGAUGCCCGCCGAUAUUCAUCCCGAUUUGAUGGUGCCUCCGAGUGCUCCUUACUUGCAGUACACUGUCGAGGACCUUCUCGGUCAGCCAAGCAGAGAAGGUUUACCAAUCAUAGACCCCGACCGACCGGACAGAACUUUGUGGUUUGGCGUUGACGGAUAUCUUGCAUCGGACGUAACCGACACGAUUAAAGGUUACUUCUCAAUGGCACAUCUGAACUGGAAAAAGACGCCGAUCUACGUCAGAAAGACGUGGUUCAAAAUUUACGCUGUAAGUUACUAUUAAUUAAUUAUAUAUACUUUAAUUUUUUCAUGAUUUAUAUAUAUAUAUUUUUAAACUAAUUAUUAAUUUAAUUUUUUUUACAGCAAAAAUAUUAUUGGUCCAUGGGGGUCGAUGAGAGGGUCAAGAAAGCGUUUUACGCGAAGGCGAAAGUUUGCUUGUUGGACACGGUCUCUAACUGGAAGAGUGACUGGAUCGUGAAGGGGUAUGAGCGUGGCAAACCCGCUGAGCUCACCACGGAUGUGUGGGAUGGCCUCAUCCGUUAUUGGCGGGAUCCUAACGCCAUUAGAAUCGCCCAGUCUUGCUCUGCCUCCCGUAACACGGUAGAUGAGCACGGCCACGGACCGAUGCUUCACUCUACGGGCCAAAAACUCCACGCUGGUGUCCGUUUGGAAAUAUUUAAUUAAUUUUUUAAUAUAUAUAUAUAUAUAUAUAUAUAUAUUCUAACUUUCUUAAUUUUUUUAGGCCAAAGAGACGGGACUAUUCCCGUCUCUUUUGCAACUUUACGAGAGGACCCACAAGAACAAGGUGGGCCAAUUUCUAGAUGGCAAGUCCGAGAAAAUCUUCAACGACUUGGUUUCUCAGGUUGAUGACCGCCAGACCCAGCUGACCCAGCAGUCCACCGACGGAUUACCCGUCACCUUAUCCACACUUGAAGUGGAUAGGAUUUACGAGGAGGUAAAUUUUUAAAAAUUUUAAUUUUUUUUAUUAUUCACAUAAUUUAACUUUAAAUUUUUACUAACAAUAUUUAUUUUUUGUUUUUAAGGUUGUCCCUAAGAAAAAGGGACAUACGUUGGGGAUUAGUUCUGUCAACGAUGUUCCGAGAGCGUCAUAGCGGCCACAAAUCCAGAAUGGGAGUCCUUGUUGAGGAACAUGCGACGACAAAAUCCCAUUCCAGGCGAGUCAUCAUCCGACACACAUGCCGAAGCAGAUGUAGAGAGGAGGAGUGAUGAAUUCUACCGGGCGAUGAACGACUCUUAGUUCUUUUUUUCGGUUGUUGUAUUAUAUAAAUUCAAAACUUAUUUAUAUAUAAAAUAUUUUCCUAUUGAUUUUUUU
Messenger RNA from Brassica rapa (field mustard), 7670 nucleotides. RefSeq lists its product as uncharacterized. The record is from RefSeq and is a predicted model, not a curated record. NCBI's taxonomy places the organism in Eukaryota, Viridiplantae, Streptophyta, Magnoliopsida, Brassicales, Brassicaceae.